GUCUGGUGUCUGUCUGUCUUCGUACUGUCUGCAUCUUCUUUCAAUGCAAAACACUUACUGUUAUCAUUGAUUCGCCCCAACUUAGGUUUUCUCUAAACAACGACUUGCGUCCAAUUUUAUUCAUAAACGCAAGAACUUUAUAUUUUUUACUGCAAUUUGUGGACUGAACCGGUGUAGUGUAAGUUCUGCUGCUGAAGAAGUGGCGUGAAGUGUCAGUUCUCUUGCAGCUGCGUUUUGGAAUGCAAUUACACUAUAAAUACGACAGCAAAUGUCUUAGGGAGUAUGGAAACCGCACCUUUUCAGAUGACACCGAGUCGCCCCAUGUAAACAUUCGGUCGUGACGUUCGUGUGAACGCAAAGGGCCUGUCCAGUGUGUCAACAUGGCCGGUAUCGGUGCUGGUCGGCACCAGGCCAGUCUCCUCUUGCUUUUCUGCUUCGUCUGUGGCUCACUCGGUACUGCUGACUUCUGGAGCGACAGCAGCAGUGGCAGCCGGUCUGAGAGGCCGCUGCAUUGGUUCUUUGAAAGGAACGGCGAAGAGCCCCGGCCGGCCAGCGAGUCCGUCGGCGUCGCCUCCCCGAGCUCGCUAACCCUAGUUAGGCAUGUCAGGAGUGCCAUUCCCACAGGCCUCCUGGCAGCGUCUCCGCAAUGCGCCCAAGACUUGAAGUCACUUUGCCCUAAAUUCGGACCUGACACGGACGACCUCUCUGUUCUGGAGUGUCUACUGGCGAAGAUUCCGGCCACAGUUUCCAUUGACUGUCAGCAUGUUGUUCACAGUCGGGUCAUGAAGAUAAUGAAUAAUAAAAAUCUGGAAGAGGCUGCUGAGCCUGUCUGUAAACAAGACGUACCCAAACUAAACUGUCCCCAUACAGAUCAAACUGGGCAGCUGUUGUCUUGUGUUUUGGACCAUAUUGAAGAUAUAAACUCACAGUGUCAAGCUUUUUUCCAACGUGUUGAACGAGUUGCAUUUGGAGACUUUCGGGUAUUUUCAAAGUUUAUGACAGACUGUGCAGAUGAUAUUGAGAUUCAAAAAUGUGGCCGUCUACAAACAGACUCAGAGUUACCCUCUCAACAAGGCACUUUAAACUGCCUACAAGGAGUCAUUGAUAACCUAUCUACCACUUGUAGACAUGAAGUUCUACAUUUGUCAGUCUUUCAAGGAGAUAAUAUUCAUCUUGAUCGUAAACUUAGUGCUGCUUGUUCUGAUGACCAGAGGAGAUUUUGUCCAGAUGUUCAACCUGGUUCAGGAAAAGUCUAUAAAUGCUUGCUUCAUUAUCGACUGGAUCGUUCCAUGUCACAGGCAUGUCAAGACCAAUUAGGAAAGUAUCAAAAAUUGAUUUCUCAAAACUAUCGAGUUAGUCGUGGGUUAGUGAGGGCAUGUAAAGAUGAUAUUCGGAUGUAUCAUUGCCGAAGAGCCCCACCAGAUGACAAGGACAUUCGUCUGGCCAAGAUACUCCUUUGCCUUGAAGGCUUCAUUCGAAAUGGAUCCAAAGUAUCAAGAGAUUGUCAAAUGGAAAUGAUGGAACACAGGAAAAUGCUUAUGGAAGAUUAUAGACUAUCACCUGAAAUUGUCACUGGCUGCUCAGAAGAUAUUAAAAAGUACUGUAACAGCCUUGAAGCUGGAGGCAAGACAAUCCAUUGCCUGAUGGAACAUGCAAGGCCGAAACGCAGACGAGAUAAAGUUUCUGCACAGUGUCAACGAGCACUUGAAGGUCUGGUAAAAGAGGUAGAUGCCGGAGAAGAUUGGAGAGUGGACCCUGUUUUACGUGAAGCAUGUAAACCAGUAGUUGAUGUGGCAUGUCAGGAAGUUCGAGGAGGAGAUGCAAGGGUCAUGAACUGUUUGAUGGACAAACUAGGAACGCCUCAAAUGACUGAGGCUUGUGAAUCAGCUCUUCUUCAGAUUCAGUACUUUGUGGCACGAGACUUCAAACUAGAUCCUCAACUUUACAAGCAAUGCCGUGAUGAUGCGGUGCACUUAUGUCAUGCCAAAAAAGUUUGGUAUGAUGACUCAGGACAAAUGGACCCUGAACGUGGUCCUCUUGUUUUGCCAUGUUUGUACCGCAAUGCUUAUCAGAGCCAAAAAGAUCAAGGAGAAAGAAAGUUGAAAAAACAAUGUUUAGAGGAGGUACGAAGAGUCAUGCAGCAAAGAGCAAUGAGCGUAGAUCUUCUUCCUGAUGUAGAAGAAGCUUGCUUAGAUGAUUUAGCAACAUAUUGCUUUGAAAAAACAGGAAGGGGUCAGGAAACAUUAUGUCUCCAAGAUAACCUUGAAAAAUUGCGUCCCCAUUGUCGUGAAGUCAUCAGUAAUUUUACUGAGACCCAAGCAGCUCAUGUAGAUCUUAACCCUGUGGUUGCUACUGCUUGUAAAGCUAUCAUGCAAAGGCAUUGUGAGGCUGAGUGGAGGAGUGGAAGAGAUGAAGGUGAUAUGAUGGAUUGCCUGAUUAAACAUAAAAAUGAAAUGGAUGUUCGAGAAGACUAUAAAUGCCGUGCUGCUAUUGAACAUUUUCAAUUAAUUUCCAUCAAGAAUUAUCACUUUACUUACAAGUUUAAAGAAGCUUGUCGGAGUUUUGUAAUACGCUUCUGCCCUUCAUCAAAAACAAAAUAUGAUGUUGUUUCCUGCUUGAGUGAAGUUGUGCGAAAUGAUACCAUAAACGAAUCACGUCAUAGUAUUCCAAAGGAAUGUAGACAGCAGCUGAAAGCGCAGCUGUUUCAACAGAGGGAGAACCUAGACUAUGAUCCAAAACUGAAAAAGGCUUGUUCUGAUGACAUUGCUAAAGUUUGUUCUAAUGUACCAUCAGGAGCAGGAAAGUUAUUAGAAUGCUUGCGCAUAAAUCGUAAAUUUCUCAAUAAUGAGUGCCACAAAGCAGUUUUUAAAAUUGAACAAGAACUGGCUUACAACUCUGUGGAUUAUUCUCUCACAAUCAAUUGCAAAAGCAUGAUAAACACAUUCUGCCUCCAUGAGCCCGAGCAGCGCAUUCUGAACUGUCUCAAGCAACACCGAGAUGAUGCCGUAUUUAAUGAGGACUGUAGGAAGAUAGUUAUUCAUCGAAUGAUAGAGCAAAACACUGAUUAUCGCCUUAAUCCUGAUUUGAGAAAAUCAUGUCAACCAGACAUUAAAAAGUUCUGUAAAAAUGUAAUUCUUGAAGCUAAUCCAGAUGAAGAGCUUGAUGGCAAAGUCAUAAAUUGUUUAAAGGUCAAGUUCCGAGCUGCUAAGCUACGUAAAGAAUGUGAAAAUGAGAUGGAACUAGUCUUACGAGAUGCAGCUUUAAACUACCAACUAAAUCCUCUUCUCAGCCGCAUGUGUGAAAAUGAUAUAAAGCAGCUUUGUGGAACAAAGUCAGAACAGGAAUCUGAGGGGUAUGCUCAAGGUGCUGUUGAAGAAUGUUUGAAAGACGCUUUACGCAAUGGUCAAAUUAUUGAUAAGGCUUGUCGCAUUGAAAUUCUUUCUCUUAUUGACGAGGGCCAUGUUGACAUUCAUGUUGACCCUCUUCUGUACAAGGCAUGUGCUCUUGAUUUAAGGAAAUUUUGUUCAGAUACAGAACAAGGUGCCGGAAGAUUGAUCCAAUGCCUGACCCUUCAACUACCAGUUGCUACAAGCCCUCUUCAACAAGAUUGCCGCGAUAAAUUAUCUCAAAGGCUGGAACUAUUCAGCUUUGCAAAGAAGGAGGCUGCCAUUAGCAUGCCUCGAACUAUGGGUGAACUUUAUCACCAUGUCCAAACGUCUCCAUCUAGUAGUUACUUUAUGUUAGUGUUUGCUAUUGUUGUAGGCGUUACAUUUAUGUGUGGUACAUUUUUUGGUAGAGUUACAAACCGAAGAAUGGCUCACAAAAAUAAAUAAACAGGUUUAGUUAUCAAUUCUUGUUUCCCUCCGGGAGCUGAGCAAAUGUGUAUUUUGUCAAUGACAGUGUAAUUAAAUUUGAAAGCCUUUUUUAGAAUUCAAAAACAUGUAACAAAAGUUGAACAUCUAACUUGAAAUUGAAAUUCUGUUUAGUGUCAACUGCAUGCUUUUCCUAUUUUUGUAUACCGGAAUAGUGUCCAUUUCCUGAUAAGUUCUGUGAGUAGGUUAUUGAAAAUUGCAUCCACUUGUGUAGUGUUUUAAUUUGUGAGGUUCCAAUUCAUUUAUUUCUAACCAGCCUUUCAAAAGAUCUCCUGUUUGUUAAAUAAAAUUUUGUGAUAGUAUACACUUAAAGGAUUCUUCUUUGUAACAAAAUUACUUAAUUUUUUGUUAGUCAUGUCUGUAACUUAACAGUUAGCUAUUAACUCCUUCAAAGUCGGCCCUCAUUUUUGUCAACUGAUUUCAUUUCUGAAUACUUUAUAUCACUAGUACACAUUGCACAGCAUUCCAUGGAACAGAGAUGCUUAAUGUCAAGUUCAAUUUAAUUCUGGUUUCCUUUUUACAGAUUUCUGGUUUGUGCUGCCUUUGAAUUUUUAGUUGGGCCGGUGUUAUAAUUGUGCCAUAAAUAUUUUAUCUUUUUGUUUGUGUGUUUGGUGGGGGCAAGGAGCUAAGGCUCGUCAUGAGUUUUGUAUUACUACCGACUCCCAUUUGAAGUUUGUGUGUGUGCAUGUGUGUGUGUUUUUUCCCUUUUAAAUCUCUUAUCUUGCCUGUGUUUUGUUUGUUGUGUUGUCUUGGUUUAUUGCAACUGCUCUCAUUAAUGAGUGAAUGAUUUUGAGCUCAAAAUUUAGUUGCUUCAUAUUUUUUAGUAAUCUAACAAACAACAUCAAAAAAUCUGAAAGCCUGAACCAUGUGGGACCACCAUAUUCCAAGUUUCACUUUUGUUAGCUUGGUCAAAUGCUCAAUUUUGGGAAUGUUGCCUUUUCCUAAAAUCUUCUUUAUUGGUUCUUUUAAUCCGUCUGUGUAGCAAACCUUAACAUAUGGCAUGAAUGAGGUUUUGUUUUUAAAAUUAUUCAAACUGUUUACUUUAGGAUUUAAAUUGUGAUUCUAGAAAUAUAAGUUAUUAACGCUUGCAAUUGUUUGGUAAGUUUUAACAAUUUAUUCAAACAUAACUUGCACGUACAUGUUUAGAUGUGGGCUGGUGGUUUACCAUCAUGUUUGAAAAUAAGUAAUUUGCUUCCAGGUUUGUUAUUUUUCCUAGUUGAUUAAGAUUGCACUGUUUUAGUAGGUGUUUGAUAUAGAGUUUACAGACAACUUCUAUUCGUAUUCGGCACUUGUCCAAUCUAAGACUGAUGUAAUUGAUAAGCUUGGGUUAAGAAUAGGUUCAGAAAGCGCUCCCCUACUAAAUGAUGAUAAACUUCUGACCAUAAUGUUUGAGCUUAAUGGCAGUUAUUCUAUCUGUUAACUUAUUCUUCAGAAGAAUUUUAAUGUGGAGUCACUUUCCUAGUUGAUGUAGUAGAGCAUUUUUACACAAAGCACUCAUUACUCAUUUUACUGUAAAACUGUAUGUAUGUAUAUUAAUUUCAUGUGUAUGGCACUUUGCUUCUGCAUGGUAAUUGAGACUGUGAUGUGAUUAAAAUGGUUUUAAACUGGUCAA
This is a messenger RNA of Thrips palmi, 5484 nucleotides long. RefSeq names its product Golgi apparatus protein 1 (gene Glg1). Gene Ontology annotation, molecular function: fibroblast growth factor binding. The transcript is spliced from 17 exons. NCBI's taxonomy places the organism in Eukaryota, Metazoa, Arthropoda, Insecta, Thysanoptera, Thripidae. The record is from RefSeq and is a predicted model, not a curated record. Gene Ontology annotation, cellular component: Golgi membrane. Bases 381 to 3833 code for a protein of 1150 amino acids.